AUGCGGUGCUACUCGAUGGACGAGAACGCGUACUGGUCGUCGUGCGCCUACGACUGCAAGCCCGGGGUCGGCUGGGCCGAGAACUGGACCUGCGAGGAGCUCGGCGAGCGCGCGCCGGACCCCCUGGGUUGCUCGUGGUCUGGGGAGGCCUGCACCGUGAACAAGCUCUGCUGCCACGAGGGCCAGAGCUGCGUGCGGAAGAACGAAAUCGAGGCGUACUGCACACACGAGGACAUCACCGAGCUUGACGGCUGGACUGGCGAAGUCAUCGGUGGAGCACGGGCCGAGUACGCUGUCACGCCCGUGGCACCAGAGGACAGGGCCAGGGGCACCUCGCUCUACUGCUUCAUGGCCGUGCUUCCCGGCUCCUACGAGGAGCAGCUGAAAGACCUCGCCGCGGAAAAGGGGGCCAGCAUCUUCGCGUGCGAUGCGUCCUCGGUUUUCUGGACCUGGCACGCAGACAAAACAGAGGAAGGCUCGUGGACCUCCGUCAUCAACACCGACGUCUUCAAGUCCGUCUGGGGGGAUGUCAAGAAGGACGGCCAGUACCAGUGGCACGACUGGUCUGUUAAGGUCGACCCAGACAGCGUGUUCUUCCCCGACCGCCUCAAACAGCAUCUGCAGAAGUUGAACGCGCCGAAGGAGAUGCCGAUCUAUAUCAAAAACACUGACGAAGAUUUUGGCUUCCUCGGUGCGAUCGAGGUUUUCAGCAAGGAGGCUUUGGACAAGCUGUUCUGGGAUGGGAUCCUGGACAAGUGCGAGAAGGAGGUGGGUACACACUCAGGAUCUG
This is a messenger RNA of Prorocentrum cordatum, 790 nucleotides long. Lineage: Eukaryota; Dinophyceae; Prorocentrales; Prorocentraceae. The record is from the annotation of a GenBank genome assembly.